This is a messenger RNA of Owenia fusiformis, 1400 nucleotides long. The record is from the annotation of a GenBank genome assembly. Lineage: Eukaryota; Metazoa; Annelida; Polychaeta; Sabellida; Oweniidae.
CGGAAGUUCAACAUGGCUGAAGGUCAUGAAGUGCUGAUUGAACCACUCUGCUUUUCCCAACACUUAGAUGCAAAGCCAUUAUCAUAUAAACAGACUCGGUGCUUAAUGUGCGAGGACACAUUCAAUCUGGACACACAUCACGACACAUUUUUGAAACAUUUAGUAGAGAAGCAUAAAUUGGUGAUAGCUGAUGUUAAGUUGAUAGCAGAUUUUAAAAGGUACAUCAACUAUUGGAGAGGAAGAUUUUCACUGCAAGAUGACUUAAAAGAAUUUUGCACCAUCAUACGAACAAAUACACAAGAGAAGGACAUAGUUCCCAGUGAGGAUUUCUACCUUCUCAGUGACAUCAUUGAUGAAGACAAAAAACUUCGGGAAAUACUGCAGAGAGAGAAGCUAGAGUGUGUCUUGAUGUGCCAGCAGAGUGAAAGAGAGGAAGGUUUCCACAGAUGUUGUCUCUUCUGCAAACUGUUUGAUGGGAGCAAGAAUGAGCUGUUUGAACACAUGUCUGAGGAACAUGGCUUUAACAUAGGACAGCCUGAUAAUAUAGUCUAUGCAGAUGAGUUGAUGGACUAUCUGCAUGAACAACUAAAACUAUGUAAAUGCUUAUACUGUGAAAAGACAUUCAAAGAUCGAGUAACCCUUAAGGAGCAUAUGAGAAAGAAGGGCCAUAAAAGACUGAACCCUAAAAGCAAAAAAUAUGACAAAUACUACAUUAUAAAUUAUUUGGAACUUGGUAAAAACUGGAAGAGUAUCCAAUCAGAAGAUGACACUCCCAUAGAUAGUGAUACAGAUAAAGAUGAGGAUUGGAGUGAUUGGCAGGAGAUGGGCGGAGCAAAGGCUGUAUGUCUGUUUUGUGAUUGGUCAGCUACAAAUGUUGAUAUUCUCUGGGAACACAUUCAGAAAGUGCAUGACUUUAACAUGACUGAAGUAAAGGAGAAAUUACAGCUGACGUUCUAUCAACAGAUUAAGCUAGUCAACUAUAUUAGAAGACAGAUUCACCAGAGUCGAUGUAUCAAUUGUGACGAUAGCUUUGAAUCAAAGAAGGAAUUAUUACAACAUAUGUCAGAUAGAUGUCACUUCAGUCAACCCACAGACUCAUCAGUGUGGGACCAACCGCAAUAUUUUUUCCCAACUUAUGAAGAUGAUAACCUAUUAUACGCCUUACAAGAUGAUGAUGCUGCUUCUAACAAUGGUAACCUAGCAGCAAUUGACAUUAGCAAUGAUGAAAUAAUCGCUGAAAGUGCAAAAACAAACAUUAAGGACUCGGUGCUAUGUGAAAGGACAAUUUUGCAAGAUCUUAGAGAAGAUGGAAAUUCGUAGAAGGGAAUCAUAUUUGCAUAAUUAAAUAUACAUAUUAUAUAAUGAUAAUAUUAUACAUGUAUAUAGUACUAUUAUAUAAU